CCCCCGGCUGAAAUUAGCUCAGCCGAAGAGAAAAGGCGGUGCACAGAAGCGGCCGAAAAAGGCCUAAAAAGCCUCUUCGAGAGAGGGCGCCGACUUCCGAGCAUUGAAACGUUAUAAAUCUCUCAGAGCUUCUUUGAAAGGCUUUGAUUUCUUCUCUCUCCAUCCGUUUCUCCCAGCAACACUGGGGCGGGAACAGCUAAGAUCGGUCUAUUGGAGUUUUGCAAGUUGGCUGCGGUUCGUGGUAGCUGGAAUGGACAUUGAUCUAGGGCCCGAUCCGAAGAUUCCCCUCUCUCCGAAAGAUCUUAUUGUUCGGAGACUUGUUAAAUGUGGUGUUCCGAAGGAGGAUCUAGAUAAUCUACAUGCUGGUUUAGUGGCAUUUGCAAAGAAGAACAAGUUCCUGCUAUGCCAGCUGGUACGCGCUAUCUUACCCUCCAAUGAGGACAUGUCCGAGUCUCUUCUUGCAGCAGAGGUAGAGUCUGGUGGCACUCCAAAGUUUCCUAGUAUAGAAGACCAGUUCCGUGAAAGCUUUGUGUGGCUACAAUGGUUGAUGUUUGAGGAUGAACCAGUGGCUUCCCUGAGUAGUUUGACGAAAAUGGGUGUUGGCCAACGUGGCGUGUGUGGGGCAGUAUGGGGUCAAAACGAUAUAGCCUAUCAUUGCCGCACUUGUGAGCAUGACCCCACAUGUGCAAUUUGUGUUCCUUGUUUCCAGAAUGGUGACCACAAAGGUCACGACUAUUCUAUUAUGUACACUGGUGGUGGAUGUUGUGACUGCGGAGACAUGACUGCAUGGAAGCGCGAGGGCUUCUGUUCGAAGCACAUAGGGGCAGAAAAAAUUGAACCCCUCCCUGAGGAGACUGCAAAUUCUGUAGGGCCGGUCCUUGAUGCCUUUCUCAUAUGUUGGAAAGACAAGUUGUUGGCUGUGGAAAAUUCUGUUCUGGCAAAUCCUAGAGAAGGCAAUAGUAGUGAUAUGAGUAGAAAGGCUGCAAAUGAGUUAUCUUCUACUGCUGUUGAUAUGCUGCUCAAUUUUUGCAAGGUCAGCGAGAGUCUGCUCGCAUUUGUUUCAAAACGAAUGCUUAUAUCAGUUGGUUUAUUGGAUGUUCUCGUGAGGGCAGAGAGGUUCCUAGACAUGAAAGUUGUGAAGAAGCUUCACGAGGUGCUCUUGAAAUUGCUGGGUGAGCCGAUCUUUAAGUAUGAAUUUGCGAAAGUCUUCAUAAAUUAUUAUCCGACUGUUGUAGCUGAAGCGAUAAAAGAUUGCAGUGAUUCUGUAUUCGACAAGUAUCCUUUGCUAUCAACGUUCUCUGUGCAAAUUUUUACAGUGCCAACACUGACCCCAAGAUUUGUUAGGGAGUUAAAUCUUCUGGGCAUAAUGUUGGGAUGUUUGGGGGACCUUUUCCUCUCUUGUGCUGGCAAAAAAGGUUAUUUACAGAUUAGUAGAUGGGCCAAUCUAUGUGAAACCACUAUUCGCCUAGUUGAAGAUAUUCGAUAUGUUAUGAACCAUGUUGAAGUUCCCAAGUAUGUGGUUCAUGAACUGCCAGAUAUCGCCAGAACUUGGAUGGGACUCUUGACUCUUGUGCAAGGCAUGGACCCCCAAAAGAGAGUAACGAGCCUUAAUGUGGAGGAGGAAAAUGAGAUUAUUCAUACACCUUUCAUCUUGGGGCACUGUAUUUGCAACAUCCAUUCACUGUUGGUUGCCGGAGCUUUUUCCAUAAAUGAUGCCAGAGAAACGAAGGAUAGCACUCUCUGUCACAUGGGUGUACAAGAUUUGGACGACUGUGAUAGCUUGCGGCAUGCAAAAAUAGGAAGGCUUUCUCAGGAAAGCUCAGUAUGUAGCAUGAUGGGGAGUAGUAGUUUGGUGGAUUGCAGCUCACAAGUGACUGACGUAAAGGUUGAUACUGGAAGUUGCCUUCCCAUUCCAUCUUCAGCAAAAUGGUUAACAUUUGAGAGCCUGAAAGCUCUUGACAGUUGGUUGGGACCAAGUGCUGCUAAAACUACAUCAACCUUGAGGCAAUCGUUAUCUAAGAUCAGGAAGAGAAGAAAUAUUUACCCAACAUCAUCUUGUUCUGAGGCUGUUAUAACUGAAGUCGGGCCGAGGGAACUUGAUAGGAGUCUUGAUCCUUAUUCACCGGUCUGUCAUGAAUUUCAUAUGGUUGCUAACAUGGAGGAUGAAGGGCGUGUAGUAGGAGGACAUAUUAGUAACACAACGGUCCCUGACAUGGAAUCUGAACAUGCCUGUACAGCUGGAGAUUUUGAUAUAAGUGGCCAGGAAGCAGGUGGUGUCGUCGAAUUAGAUGGCCUUUGUGUAUUGAAUUUAAAAGUUUGGCCAGAAAUGGUAUAUGAUGUCAGUUCACAGGAUAUAUCUUUCCAUCUUCCUUUACAUCGAUUACUCUCACUAUUGUUGCAAAAAGCUCUGAAUAUAUGUUAUGGUGAAUCUGGAUUGCUAGAGAUUGUGAAUGCUGUGUCCGGAAUCCCUUCAUCUGGAUGUUAUUCAGAUUUCUUUUCGCAGGUUCUAGGAGGUUGCCAUCCACAUGGGUUUUGUGCCUUUGUGAUGGAGCAUCCCCUGCAGCUGAGAGUAUUUUAUGCUGAGGUGCGUGCUGGCAUGUGGAGAAAGAAUGGUGAUGCUGCCAUAUUGAGUUUUGAGUGUUAUCGUUCUGUUCGAUGGUGGCAACAGGGGUUAGAGUUUGAUCUAUUUCUGUUGCAAUGCUGUGCUGCUUUAGCUCCCCCAGAUUUAUUUGUUGAGAGGAUUCAAGAAAGAUUUGGGCUGUUAAACUACCAUUCUCUAAAUCUUGAGCUGUCUGACAAGUAUGAACCAGUUUUAGUGCAGGAAAUGCUUACUCUCAUCAUACAGAUAGUCAAAGAGCGGCGAUUUUCUGGGUUUUCUGCAACUGAAAAUUUAAGGAGAGAGUUAGUGUAUAAGCUAGCCAUUGGAGAUGCUACUCAUAGUGAGCUGGUGAGAGCUCUUCCCCAUGAUCUUUCCAAUAGCGAUCAGCUUCAGAAGACGGUGGACACAGUCGCAGUAUAUUCCAAUCCAUCUGGCAUGAAGCAGGGCAAAUAUUCAUUGCGCAAAUCAUACUGGAAAGAAUUGGACCUGUAUCACCCUCGAUGGAACUCGAGGGAUUUACAAGUCGCAGAAGAAAGAUAUCUACGGUUCUGCAAGGUUUCUGCUUUGACCAUUCAGUUGCCUCAAUGGACAAAGAUUUUUUAUCCCUUGAGUACUAUUUCUAAUAUAGCUACAUCAAAGGCUGUACUCAAGAUUGUUCGGACAGUGCUAUUUUAUGCUGUUUUCACUGAUAACUCAUCUGUAUCACGUGCUCCAGAUGGAGUUCUCCUGACAGCAUUGCACUUGCUUUCAUUAGCUCUAGAUAUCUGUUGCGUGGAUAAACAGGUCUCUAUGAGUAAAUGUGGUGGUAAUGUUGACAUGUCGUGUUCAAGUGACCAUCCAGGCAUGAGUACUUCAUGUGCUGUGGAAGGUUCAUUUCCUGUACUAGCAUAUGCGUGUGAAGAAAUUGAUGUGGGAUCAACUAGUGGGCCUGCUUCAUGGAAGCAUCAAAGCAUGAUUACACUUCUGGUUUCAUUGAUGGGGAAAUAUAGGAAAGAAAGUGAACACAUCCUUGUGGAUGCAAGCCAGUGCAACUUCUCUUCUUUGAUUGAAAAUAUAUUGAAGAAGCUAGCUGAGCUUAAUGCUGGGUGCAUGGCUGAACUGCAAAGACUUUCCCCUGAUGUGAUCAAUUGCUUGUCACAAGACACUUCUAGUAGCAGUAUACAGAUCUCAGCAACCUCUUCUGAUGCCAUGGGGCGAAAGGCUAAGGUUCGAGAGCGGCAGGCUGCUAUUUUGGAAAAAAUGAGAGCUGCACAGACCAAAUUCAUUGAAAGUCUCAACCCCACAGCAAGCAGUGAGAUGGAUUUGUCAAAAUCAAAGCAAGAAGUAUCCAUCCCUGGUGAUAAUUGCGUUCCAGAAGAGGCAGCACCGGUUGUUUGUUCUCUUUGUCGUGAUCCAGAUUAUAAAAGUCCAAUAUCUUACUUGAUUUUUCUCCAGAAAUCUCGACUUACGAGUUUUGUUGAGAGGGGCCCACCAUCAUGGGAAGAAGUUCACCUAUCGGAUAAGGAGCAUCUUUCUAUCAUGAAGAGUGAGAUGACUGAUCCAUCUGCAGAAGUUUUUGCGCUUCUUGACUUCAUCAAAGCUCGUGUUCCUUUAAUUAAAUAUACUGAAGCGCCCAAUGCAUCUUAUGAUACAAGCACGGAUAUGGCAUCUUCUCCUGAGACAUUGGAAGAUGAUAUCUACCAGUCCAUUCAGAGAGGCAUUCAUGAUGUCAUAUUGCAUUCAAAUGUUAUUGAGGAUGAUCAGAAAUGUUCAAUUUCAUGUGGACUUGGUUCUACAAAAGACAGAAAUGCUGAAUCUGCUGUAUUGAGAGAAUAUAUUGCAUCCCUAGCAAGUGAGACAUCAAAACAUCCUCCAUCUUCUCAGAAUGGGCUUUUACGCAAUGAAAAUGUACCACCACAGGCUGCGGUCCAAAUUAGAGCAUUUGAUGGAUUUGGCCCAACUGAUUGUGAUGGAAUUCAUGCUUCUUCUUGUGGGCAUGUUAUGCAUCAGGAAUGUCGAGAUCGUUAUCUAUCAUCCCUGAGACAGAGAUUUAUAAGGAGAAUGGUUUUCGAAGGAGGGAAUGUCGCAGAUCCAGAUCAGGGAGAGUUUAUUUGCCCGGUAUGCCGCAGACUGGCAAAUUCAGUCUUGCCUGCAUUUCCUGUUGAUUCUAAUAAAGUUGGGAAGAAGAUACUGUUAUCAGAUGGUAGUUUUACAUCAACCACAGGCUCUUCAUCCACAUCACAUUCAGAUAAUUGUGUUCUUCAUCUUCCGCUUGCUUUAUCUCUCCUUUGGAGUACAGCUGAUGCAAUUCAAAAGAGAAAAUUCCCGGAAACUUCCUCACAGUCAAAGGGAAGUAUGAGAGCAGAUAUUGAACCUGUCUACCGUAUGCUAUGUAGAAUGUAUUUUCCUGACAGAUAUGAUACAUUGUUAGCAUCUGGUAGGGUAAGUCACUCUGCGCUUAUGUGGGACACUCUUAGAUACUCCCUUAUAGCAACAGAAAUUGCUGCGCGUGGUGGGGAACCUAAGGGUUCUGCUGCAUGUUCAAGCUCUCGCCUAGAAGCUUUAUAUAGGAAAAUUCAGUCUUCCUCUGGAUUUAUACUGUGCUUGCUACUAAAAGUUGCUAAUGCUACUCGUUGUCAGAAUCACCUUCAAGUGCUUCUAAGGUUUAGAGGCAUUCAACUUUUUGCAGGCGCUAUUUGUUCCGGUGUUUCUUUGGACGGAUUUUUUGAAGGCCCAGGUGGUCAAAAAGGUAAUAUCUCAUGCAUCCUGCAACAGAUAGACAAAGGGAUGAACUUUCCAGACGUUGAGUUUUGGAAACGAGCUGCAGACCCUGUCCUUGCUCAUGAUCCCUUUUCUUCAUUGAUGUGGGUUCUGUUUUGUCUUCCGCUUCCAUUUGUAUCGUCCACAGAAUCUUUCAUAUCUCUUGUGCAUCUCUUCCACGUUGUCUGUGUGGUUCAGGCACUGAUUACAUGCCUUUUAAGCCAUCAAUUUGAUUUCUUUAAAUCAAGAGUUGGUGGAAGCCUUAUUAAUGGCAUUUGCAAGAUUAUGGGAGAAUCUGUAGUUGCUCGCCGGUACUUUGUCUCCAAAUACAUUGAUGCCUCUUGCCCUCUUGAAGACAUGAUUCGCAGAUUUACUGCUCCCUACUUGCGAAGGUGUGCGUUAUUGUGGAAGUUGCUUAAAUCUUCUACAGCAGUGCCCUUCAGUGGUAGUUCUCAUGGCUCGGAUAGAUCAACUCCUCGCUUAAACAAUGGUGUAUGGGGAAACACUGGUGAUCUUUCAGUAGAGCUUAAGGAAGUCACUGAGCUGGAACAUAUGUUUCAGAUUUCCUCGUUGGAGAGGAUUCUCGAGGAUGAGGCGGUGCGUGCUUUAGCUUUAAAAUGGUGUGUGCAUUUCUGCGAGGAGUUUGGAGUUCGUAAUUAUGGACGCAUUUUGCACUCCACCCCAGCCAUUCCAUUUAAGCUGAUGUGCCUGCCUCAACUUUACCAGGAUCUCUUGCAAAGGUAUAUAAAGCAGCAGUGCCCUGACUGCAAAUCUGUUCUUGAUGAACCUGCAUUAUGCUUGUUGUGUGGUAGAUUAUGCUCUCCAAUCUCAUGUUGCAGGUUUUAAAGUCUACCAUUCAUUUUUUAUUUUAUUUUAUUUUAUUUCAAUUUAUUAUUAUUAUUAUUUUACACAAUCUUCUGUUUAUUGGAAGUUGUAGCUAUCUAUCUCAUUUUUGCCACACUUUCACCAUAUAUGCACUGAGUUUCUUACUGCCAUUUUUAAGGGACAAUGGAUGUCAAAGUCAUUCAAUGACCUGUGGUGCUGGUGUUGGUGUGUUUCUGUUGAUUAGGGGAACCACAAUCUUGCUGCAGAGGUCUGCACGUCAGGCACCUUGGCAUUCUCUCUAUUUGGAUGCCUUCGGUGAAGAGGAUAUUGAUAUGCUUAGAGGAAAGCCAUUGUACUUGAAUGAGGAACGCUAUGCGGCUCUUAAUCAAAUGGUUGCGUCUCAUGGCCUUGAUCAGAGUUCUGAAGUCCUUCGUCAGACAACCAUCGACAUGCUCUUCACAGUUUAAGAUAGAAUUCAUUUUUAAGAUAACUAUUUUAAAGGUGGACAUGAAAAUGAUGGCAAUAGAAUCUUCAAAGGUAGAAACAGAAUUUGAAAUGCAGAGACAUAAGGAUACUGAGAUUUUGGCUUGGAAUAAUUGAGGUGCUGCAGUCAAGGAAGGGAGCAGCAGCAUGCGUGCUCAUUUGGUUGGCACUCAGAUUGCUUAGAUUCCACCAUUCCUAAUGAGAGUUUGGGUUCAAAUGGAUGAAAGGCUGGAAGGCUGCUUGUUCACUGUCCGGUGUUCAAGAAUGUACAGUUACAUUUCUUUGUGGGUAACCAACAACUUCCGGAACCCACUCACCUCGUUAUUGUAUAUUGCGAAAUAUUUCAAAGCAUCAUGUUCAUGAAAACCCUAUAUGUGAAUGCAUCUGGAACCGUUCAUUCAGACCUUGAAGAACCUAGUGUAUACAGGUAUUUACACACCUCGGGUAUAGUUUACACACCUCCACUUGAUGUUCUUGUUGGUUGGCUCGACUCAAAGACUCAACCCAAUUCGACUUGUAGGCUUGAUAGUUAAUAACUACAUUUAGAUUACUUAUCUUUAUGUAAGUAUUUAUAAAAUAAGAAGAAGAAAAAUUACUUGUUGUGUAGCAAGUUGGAUA
Messenger RNA from Magnolia sinica, 7264 nucleotides. RefSeq names its product E3 ubiquitin-protein ligase PRT6-like. The record is from RefSeq and is a predicted model, not a curated record. Gene Ontology annotation, biological process: ubiquitin-dependent protein catabolic process via the N-end rule pathway; protein ubiquitination. Gene Ontology annotation, cellular component: ubiquitin ligase complex; cytoplasm. The coding region runs from base 251 to 6184 and encodes 1977 amino acids. Gene Ontology annotation, molecular function: zinc ion binding; ubiquitin protein ligase activity. NCBI's taxonomy places the organism in Eukaryota, Viridiplantae, Streptophyta, Magnoliopsida, Magnoliales, Magnoliaceae. The transcript has 19 exons.